AUGGCAAGCCUCAGGAGCUCCCUGUCUCUUCUACUGGUCGUCGCCUUCUUCCACCCAACCUCAUCAGACGAUACAGUCUAUGAUUUGGUGUCAUUUGGUGCCAAUCCUGACGGGCAAACCGACUCGGCGGCGCCGCUACUGAAGGCAUGGUUGGCAGCCUGCGGUUCGCCGGCGCCGGCGACGAUCCGACUCCCGUCGGGGAGGUUCUUCCUCAGCCGAGCCGCCAUGAACGGCCCAUGCAACAACAGGAGGGUGACCAUCCAGAUGGAUGGGACGUUUGAGGCCCCCUCGAGCUAUGCAGACAGCGAGGACUGGAUAAGCUUCGAUCAUGUCGAUGGCGUUUCGAUUAUCGGCGGGACGAUAGACGGGCGGGGGGCUUCCCUCUGGGAUUGCAAGGCGAAGGGCCUCAGCUGCCCAAGAGGUUCCCGGGUCGGUCAACUAUUUCUUCUUCUUCUUUCCGAUUUCUCUGAAAAUAUUCAAAUGCGGUCUUUCUGAAGUCAAAGAAUGAUCCUUCCUGCCCCAAUCUACGUUUCUCUCCGAGUGUCUCCAUUUGUUCAAUGGUGUCUUCAGCCCAUCAUCUCAUUAUACUGCGUUUUCCCGAGUGGCAGUCUCUGGUAUUUUGCAACUCGAAGAACAUCUCCAUCAGCGGGCUGACGUCGUUAAACAGCAAGCUCUACCACAUCGUCAUCGACCGCUGCCAGAACGUGCUCGUGCAGGGGGUGAAGAUCUCUGCGCCGGCCGAUAGCCCCAACACCGACGGCGUCCACGUCCAGGGCUCCGCCGACGUGACGAUUGUGGCCACCGGAAUCGGCACCGGCGAUGACUGCAUCUCCGUCGGCCCUGGCACUUCCAACCUCUGGAUCGAGAGGGUUGCCUGCGGGCCCGGCCAUGGCAUCAGCAUAGGGAGCUUAGGGAAGCAGUCGGAGGAGGAGGGAGUGCAGAACGUGACGGUGAAGACGGCGGUGUUCACCGGAACCCAGAACGGGCUUCGGAUCAAGACGUGGGGGCGGCCCAGCGAUGGCUUCGUGAAGGGGGUCAUCUUCCAGCACGCCACGAUGCAGAACGUAGAGAACCCCAUCGUUAUCACCCAGAGCUACUGCCCGAAUCACAAGGGAUGCCCCGGCCAGGUUCGCCUGGAGGGUUCACACUUCUCUGUUGAUUUAUGAGGUACGGCUUCGCUUGUUUGUUUAUGGUCGGAGCAUCUCUCUCUCUCUACAGGACUCUGGCGUGAAGAUCAGCCAGGUGACUUACAGCGACAUCCAGGGGUCCUCUGCGAACCCGGUGGCGGUGGAUUUCAGCUGCAGUCCGACGAACCCGUGCAGCGAGAUCGGGCUGGAAAACAUCAAGCUCACUUAUGGGAACAACGCGGCUAAUGCUUCCUGUAAGAAUGCCGACGGAUCUGCUUCUGGCUUCGUAAUUCCUCCAAGUUGUCUCUGA
Spirodela intermedia is the source of this 1437-nucleotide messenger RNA. The record is from the annotation of a GenBank genome assembly. Lineage: Eukaryota; Viridiplantae; Streptophyta; Magnoliopsida; Alismatales; Araceae.